CUCAGAAUGGCCAGCAGCAGCGGCUCCAAGGCCGAAUUCAUUGUCAGAGGGAAAUAUAAACUGGUAUGGAAGAUAGGGGCUGGCUCCUUCGGGGACAUUUACCUGGUGAUCAACAUCACCAACGAGGAAGUGGCAGUGAAGCUAGAAUCUCAAAAGACCAGGUAUCCCCAGUUGCUGUACGAGAGCAAACUCUAUAAGAUUCUUCAAGGUGGUGUUGGCAUCCCCCACAUAGGGUGGUAUGGUCAGGAAAAAGAAUAUAAUGUACUAGUUAUGGAUCUUCUGGGACCCAGCCUUGAAGACCUCUUCAAUUUCUGUUCAAGAAGAUUGACUAUGAAAACUGUACUUCUGUUAGCUGACCAGAUGAUCAGUAGAAUUGAAUAUGUCCAUACAAAGAAUUUUAUACACAGAGACAUUAAACCAGAUAAUUUCCUAAUGGGUAUUGGGCAUCACUGUAAUAAGUUAUUCCUUAUUGAUUUUGGUUUGGCCAAAAAGUACAGAGACAACAGGACAAGACAACAUGUACCAUACAGAGAAGAUAAAAACCUCACUGGCACCACUGGAUAUGCUAGCAUCAAUGCACAUCUUGGUAUUGAGCAGAGUCACCGAGAUGACAUGGAAUCAUUAGGAUAUGUUUUGAUGUAUUUUAAUAGAACCAGCCUGCCAUGGCAAGGACUAAAGUCUGCAACAAAGAAGCAAAAAUAUGAAAAGAUUAGUGAAAAAAAGAUGUCCGCUCCUGUUGAAGUUUUAUGUAAGGGGUUUCCUGCAGAAUUUGCCAUGUACUUAAACUAUUAUCAUGGGCUGCGCUUUGAAGAAGCCCCAGAUUACAUGUAUCUGAGGAAGCUAUUCUGCAUUCUUUUCAGGAUCCUGAACCACCAAUAUGACUACACAUUUGAUUGGACAAUGUUAAAGCAGAAAGUAGCACAGCAGGCAGCCUCUUCCAGUGGGCAGGGUCAGCAGGCCCAAACCCCCACAGGCAAGCAAACUGACAAAACCAAGAGUAACAUGAAAGGUUUCUAAGCAUGAACUGAGGAACACAAGAAGCAGAGCAGAUGAUUGGAGCAGCAUUUGUUUCUACCCAAAUAUGGAAAUUUUAGUUCAUAUGUACACUGGGCAGUGGUUGUGGACAACCAUUUACUCUUGGUGUAAAGAACUUAAUUUCAGUAUAAACUGACUCUGGGCAGCAUUGGUGAUGCUGUA
This is a messenger RNA of Nycticebus coucang (slow loris), 1197 nucleotides long. Its product is annotated as casein kinase I-like. Gene Ontology annotation, biological process: peptidyl-serine phosphorylation; signal transduction; negative regulation of canonical Wnt signaling pathway. The record is from RefSeq and is a predicted model, not a curated record. The transcript has a single exon. Gene Ontology annotation, molecular function: ATP binding; protein serine/threonine kinase activity. Gene Ontology annotation, cellular component: cytoplasm; nucleus. Lineage: Eukaryota; Metazoa; Chordata; Mammalia; Primates; Lorisidae. The coding region runs from base 7 to 1017 and encodes 336 amino acids.